AUAGUAAAGAAUAAAGUAUAUAAAAAUAAGAUUUAGAGCAGUUCCUGUGUGACAUUUAUUUGUUUGUGUUUGUGCAAAUAACGCAUGCUAAGGGAACAACCCAUGCAAAACGGGCAAUAAGAAACAGCUUCACAGCAAGCGAACAAAAACAAAACAUUAUUAAAUUUUUAAAAAUUAAGCAAAAAAUGUUUCAGAAGUUAAUGAAGGAGUUGGAAUAGACUUUCUGUACGCAUGCAUACGCAUGUUAUAUGGAUGAAAAUGGCCAAUCUCAUAUUGAUAGCGUGCUUAGCAAUUUUGGCGAUAUUGAUUACAAUAUCACUAUUUUUGGCUGGAGGGUAUUUAUGGUGGCGUCACAAACGUUCACAAUUACAGUUUAUAGAACCUACUGAAGACGAAAACUCCAGCAGCUAUAGUCUAAAAGUACCGCAAGCUGGCGUUCAAGAUAUUUAUGAUGUCGUCACACAACCUUCAAAACCACCGCAACCGCAACAAACUCAGCUAACAACUACACCGGCUAAUCCUUUACAAAAUAACCUCAAUCGCAAAUUAAAUGGAUUUCUUAAUCUGAAAACACCCCUUAUCGGGUCUUCGAGUCCUGCAGUGCCAUCAAAAACAUCUGGUAGCAAUAGCACGGCGGACAAUUCAAAAGAUGCAACUAACAAAAAUUUUUCUAUGACUGAUAUGUAUAUUGACAAUUGCGAUACCAGUGAAAACGUUGGUCAAAUACAUUUCUCGCUCGAAUACGAUUUUCAAAAUACAUCACUCAUCCUAAAAGUACUUCAAGGAAAAGAACUACCUGCUAAAGAUUUAAGUGGCACCUCAGAUCCAUAUGUGCGUGUCACAUUGCUGCCAGACAAGAAGCAUCGUUUGGAAACCAAGAUUAAAAGACGUACUCUUAAUCCCCGCUGGAAUGAGACAUUCUAUUUUGAAGGGUUUCCUAUACAGAAGUUACAAUCGCGGGUUUUACAUUUACAUGUUUUUGAUUACGAUCGAUUUUCACGGGACGAUUCGAUUGGUGAGGUUUUUUUGCCACUUUGCCAGGUCGAUUUUGGUACAAAACAAUCUUUUUGGAAGGCCCUGAAGCCUCCUGCAAAAGAUAAAUGCGGAGAAUUGCUUUCCUCUCUCUGCUAUCAUCCAUCUAAUUCAAUACUCACUUUAACUUUGAUCAAGGCUCGUAAUCUGAAAGCGAAAGACAUCAACGGAAAAUCAGAUCCGUAUGUGAAAGUCUGGUUACAGUUUGGAGAAAAGCGCAUUGAAAAGCGUAAAACACCUAUUUUUAAUUGCACGCUAAAUCCAGUCUUCAAUGAGUCAUUCAGCUUUAAUGUACCCUGGGAAAAAAUAAGAGAAUGUUCUUUGGAUGUUAUGGUCAUGGAUUUUGAUAAUAUUGGACGAAAUGAGUUAAUUGGACGAAUUUUGUUAGCUGGUAAAAACGGAUCGGGUGCCUCUGAGACCAAACAUUGGCAGGACAUGAUUUCGAAACCACGACAAACUAUUGUUCAAUGGCAUCGCUUGAAGCCGGAAUAAGGAAAUGCUACCCACAUAUGUACCUGUGCACCCCAUUUGAACGGCGAAAACUGCAGAUUCAUGUAGAUCAAUAAAUAUGUUGUUAUAUCAAAAAGAAGCCUGAAACAAACCAACACGGAUCAGUUUUGUCAUUACCAUGUGCAUAUAUGUAUGUAACAAUAAUUUCAAAGAAUUUAAUAGUUUGCGCUUGUGCAACAUAAUUAUACAUAUAUCACACAAACACAAAACCACACAAACGAACAAGUUUAUGUACAUUAACUAAAUUGGGAGUUAUCACGUUUUGAAUAAAAAAAAAUAUAAUUUGUGUUUAUAUAAAAAAUUUAAAAAGAACAAUAUUAAAUAAUAACGAAGAAGUUUUGGUUUUGGCGACGUUCAACGUUCGAUACCCGCUAAACACGCAUUCACAUCUCUAAACUGUAUCAAUCUGAUUCUUUUGAACCAUGUAAUGCAGAUUACAUCGCGGACAUAUAGAGACAUAACAGUUAGAUAAAUAAAUAACAUUACAGUGCACCAGAAUAAUCAUCGUUUUUUGUUCCGUCAUUUUAAAUACUAACUAUUCUAUUCGCGUGUUUUCUAUAAAUACCAAAGUUCAUAGAAAUGUGUACAAAUAUGUUCUCCUCAAGACAACCUAUACGUAGAUAAAUGUGCAUGUUCUUAACAAAUGAUGUUCAAAAUUUAACUGGAAAUAGAGUCAAGAAUGAAUGCAGCAAGCUUCAUAUAGCAAGUUGUGCGGCGACGUGGGCCUCUAGUCCGUGUAAACGGACAGUGAAACACAUUUUUCACGAGUUUCGAGAACGCAAAUCACGCUACCCUGUAAAGACGUUCAAAAUAGUCGGCGAGUUCUUUAUUUAAAUUUUAGUUGCUUGUUGGCGUACAAUAGAGAAAAUGUACCCCAUCUACCCACAGCCUACAUUUCUAUUAUAGUAAUGCAAACUAAUUCAAAUAUCUGGAAUGUGAAAGCAAAAGUUCAUAUUUUGCUUGUGCAUGAACUAGUUUAGUUACUUAGUUGCUGAGUUGUGAAUUAAGUUCAAAAGAAAUAGCCUAUUCAAAGAAGUUUUUGCAAAGAGAUAUUCGAAACUUACUUUUCUUUUCAACACCAGAAAGUCGUAACUACUUUACGUCAAAAAAUUAUACCGGCAAUUUUUGUUAGCUUUAUAGAGAUAUACGUUUUGUUAUAAGAUGUCACUUAUUAGGGGAUUUAAUAAAUACUUAUGAUCCGUCGUAAAGGGUAAAGCUUUCUUUCCAGAUCCUUUUUAUUUGAGAUCUUGAAGCCUUAUUUACAGGAUUCAAAUUAAUUUAAUAUCUUUCUUAGUAAAAUUCCAGCCAAGACUGAAAAAUAAUUCCAAGAAUUCGCUAGAAGCAAUCAAAAUGUCAGCUCUGUGCGAUACAUGUUCUUCUGUAUUUAUUUAAUAGAUAUUGAUGUCUACUACUAGGUAACAUUUCGCUUACCAUUGGAGAAAUGCCUGCAAAAAGUUUUUAUUUAUAACUUCGAUUUUCGAAAAACUAAAUAAACAAAUUUCGCGCUGAAGAAAAGUACGUAUGCGUUAUCGACUAUGUGACGAACGCAUUCAGGUAUUAACGAAAGAUAGAAUUAUUAUAUUUCUGCCCUUUCUUACGGCAAGAAACCUGCCUUAAGCCUGCUACGAUCGCUUAUUAGUUAUGAUAGCUGUAUUUGAAUAAGUGAUUUCACCUGUUUCAGGGUAAACAAUAGGGAAUAAACAAGAAGAUCGCUAAAAUUUUCUGUAUCAAAGUAUAUUUUAAUUUUUCUUAAUAUACGCUUUAUCAAGCUCGUGAUUUUCAUUGCUUUAUUAAUAAUAUACUAGAAGGUGUAUAUUUCCAUCAUCUUAAAUUCCCAUUUAUCACCAUUUGCAAAAUUCGUAUAAAGCAAACAUACGUAAAUACGUGAUUCUAGGUUUUCUUACUUAAAGAUUUUCUGUGUGGAUGUCUUCAAAUUUUUGUGAAAACAUUUUCAUGAGUAAAUCCGAUGUCCGCAAGAAUAUUGAAAGAAACCACUUUAAUUUUUUCACCACCAUAACUACGAAUUAUAAACUAGAACUUAGUAACCGC
This is a messenger RNA of Glossina fuscipes, 3591 nucleotides long. RefSeq names its product synaptotagmin-7 (gene Syt7). Gene Ontology annotation, biological process: regulation of dopamine secretion; cellular response to calcium ion; regulation of calcium ion-dependent exocytosis. The record is from RefSeq and is a predicted model, not a curated record. Gene Ontology annotation, cellular component: synapse; axon; membrane. The transcript is spliced from 9 exons. Lineage: Eukaryota; Metazoa; Arthropoda; Insecta; Diptera; Glossinidae. Gene Ontology annotation, molecular function: calcium ion binding; calcium-dependent phospholipid binding; clathrin binding. The coding region runs from base 232 to 1524 and encodes 430 amino acids.